Messenger RNA from Arthroderma uncinatum, 930 nucleotides. RefSeq lists its product as uncharacterized. The transcript has 4 exons. The record is from RefSeq and is a predicted model, not a curated record. NCBI's taxonomy places the organism in Eukaryota, Fungi, Ascomycota, Eurotiomycetes, Onygenales, Arthrodermataceae. Bases 1 to 930 code for a protein of 309 amino acids.
AUGGCCAUUGCAAUUGCAGGUUUAGGACCGGUUGGAAAGACCAUCCUUGAAACGUUGCUGGAAACCCCCAAAUUCCAGAAACAGAUUGUCGUUCUGACGCGUGAAUCCAAAUCCACUCCAUUGUUAGACCAAGUCAAACAAGUGCAGAUAGAUUACAACAAUGUUUCUUCCAUAGCCGCCGAGCUCGAGAAACAUGAUGUGGACACAGUCAUCUGCACUAUUGGCCUGAUCUCUCCAGAGGCAGGCCAGGCGCAGGUGAACCUCAUCCAAGCCGCAGACAAGUCCGCUACCACCAAACGAUUCAUUCCCAGCGAAUACUCAUUCGUUCAAUCCGAAGAUAUCCUCCACAUCUCCCCCGGAGUUCAACUCUUUAUUGACGGAACCAACGCCCUUAAGAAAUCUCAGUUGCAAUAUACUCGGGUCUAUCCUGGCUACUUCAUGGACUACUGGGGAAUGCCAAAUGCCCGUACCCACCUCAAACCGCUCGCCUAUGCGGUUGACAUCCCCAACCGUCGAGCCCUCAUCCCAGGUGAUGGAAACAAUGUCAUCACCAUGACAUACUCAUAUGACAUGGCCAAGUUCAUUGUAAAGUUGCUCGACCGAGCGGAAUGGCCUGAGUCAAGCUAUGUAGGAGGAGACGACCUUACAUUCAACCAGUUGCUGAGCUUAGCGGAGGAGAUUGUUGGCACCAAGUUCGAAGUCUCUUAUGAUCCCCUAGAGAAGAUCAAGAAGAAUGAAGCCACUCCCCUCCCACAAUCGGAAGGAGUGGGCUAUGGCCCUGAAAUCACUCAGUGGGUUGUUUCUUAUAUGAGCCAAGUUGCUGUCAUCGACGGAUUCAAAAUGCCCAAGGAGAAUCGCCUCAACAAUAUGUUCCCCGAAAUUCAGCCAGUCUCGAUGAAGGAGUUCUUGACCAAAGCCUGGAAGCCUUGA